This is a messenger RNA of Theobroma cacao (cacao), 3251 nucleotides long. Its product is annotated as protein DETOXIFICATION 29-like. NCBI's taxonomy places the organism in Eukaryota, Viridiplantae, Streptophyta, Magnoliopsida, Malvales, Malvaceae. Gene Ontology annotation, cellular component: membrane. Gene Ontology annotation, biological process: xenobiotic detoxification by transmembrane export across the plasma membrane. The record is from RefSeq and is a predicted model, not a curated record. Gene Ontology annotation, molecular function: xenobiotic transmembrane transporter activity; antiporter activity.
UGCUUAUUACACCAAACCAAUUCCUUCUCUCUCUCUCCCGAAUGGCAGAAGCAAUAGAGCCGCUACUCUCCCCCACCCAGGAAGAGCAUACACGGCCACAACCAAAAGCAGAUAACACCUCUUCCAUCUUCAUCGCCGGCUCCCAAGACAUCCCUCCGAUCACUGGCGUCUGCCACUUCUUCAGAGAAUGCUUUGCCGAAUCCAAGAAGCUAUGGUACCUAGCUGGCCCUGCCAUGUUCACCUCCAUCUGCAAAUACUCCCUCGGUGCCAUCACUCAAGUCUUCGCCGGCCACGUUGGGACUCUUGCCCUCGCCGCAGUCUCCGUUGAAAACUCAGUCAUCGCCGGUUUCUCCUUCGGUGUUAUGCUUGGUAUGGGAAGCGCGCUUGAAACCUUAUGCGGUCAAGCGUUUGGAGCAGGGCAUAUUGACAUGCUAGGGGUUUACAUGCAAAGAUCAUGGAUCAUCCUUAACUCAACAGCUUUGGUCCUUCUCUUUUUAUACAUAUUCGCGGAACAAAUUUUGAAGCUGAUAGGCCAGACUGAGGAAAUAUCAAAGGCGGCUGGGACUUUUGCAAUAUGGAUGAUACCACAGUUAUUCGCUUAUGCCAUGAAUUUCCCCAUCGCCAAGUUUCUGCAGUCACAGAGCAAGAUCAUGGUCAUGGCCGUGAUUGCAGCUGCAGCCUUGGUUUUGCACACGGUUUUCAGCUGGCUCUUGAUGUUAAGACUGGGGUGGGGGCUGGUAGGUGCAGCCCUGGUGUUAAAUGCGUCGUGGAUUUUCAUAGUUGCGGCUCAGUUCUCGUAUAUUACUAGUGGGACAUGUGGGCGCGCAUGGACCGGAUUUUCAUGGAAGGCUUUUCAAAACUUGUGGGGAUUUGUUAGGUUAUCUCUGGCUUCAGCCGUCAUGCUCUGCCUGGAGGUAUGGUAUUUUAUGGCACUAAUACUCUUUGCCGGAUAUUUAAAGAACGCAGAAGUUUCUGUAGAUGCCUUGUCCAUAUGCUGUAACAUUCUGGGCUGGACGGUCAUGGUAGCUCUGGGGAUGAAUGUGGCUGUAAGUGUGAGAGUGUCAAAUGAACUGGGGGCAGGACAUCCGAGGAAAGCAAAACUUGCAUUGGUAGUGGCUGUGAUAUCUUCGUUUAUGAUCGGUCUGGCCAUCGCGGCCGUUCUGAUUAUCUUUCGGGACAAAUACCCAGACUUAUUUUCAACCAAUACACAAGUCAAACAAGUUGUCAAAGAGCUAACGCCAUUGUUGGCCUUUUGCAUUACGCUUAACAAUGUUCAACCCGUUCUCUCAGGGGUGGCCGUCGGAGCUGGAUGGCAAGCUUUCGUUGCUUAUGUAAACAUUGGGUGUUACUAUAUCUUUGGGGUUCCUCUGGGUCUCAUAUUGGGUUUCACAUUCAACAUGGGUGUUAAGGGAAUUUGGUGUGGAAUGAUAUCUGGCACAGCUGUGCAGACUUGUGUCCUUUUUGGGAUGAUUUAUAAAACCAAUUGGAACAAAGAGGCUUCGAUUGCUGAAGACAGGAUAAGGAAGUGGGGAGGACACACAGAAUUCAGAGAGGGCAACGUAGAACAAUGAAGAGAGAUAUUGCACUGCCAUUUCACCAACAAAUUUUUAGUACCCAUUGUGAGUUGUGACGGGAUUCUCUCAAAUUUCUCUUUGGAACAAUAAUAGAACAAUGAAAAGAGAUAGUGUACGGUCAUUUCGCCACCAGUUUUAGUAUCCAUUUGAGGUGGGAUUCUUUCUCUUAAAGUUCAUGAUAACUGGCAGGGAAGAACAUAUGGCUGUGUAAAAGUCUAGAAAUAAAAUGAUUUAUAAGUAAUAUAAACCAACAUCAAAUUUCUCAUUCUCAAUAUGUGACCACAAAACCACUCAUUUUAGGCCAUUAACUGCCUUUCAGACACCAUUAAAAAACUACAAGGCCAUAACCAUAACCGUAUUAUACAACACAUAUUCAGUUUAUAACAGGAGAAAGGCUGAUAAUUCUCUUAUAGGCAAGUAGCAUAAGUCAAUUAAUUUAUUGAUCUCCCCAAACAAAUCCUAUGCAAGCCUGAUAAAAGCAUCACAGGCAUCUUCGAUGCAAUGUGCUGCAAGAGGCAGGGCAACCUAAGCCUGUUUAAAUCUGGCCAUUGCAGACAAUCUUAAUUGAGGAAUCAUGUUAAGGAUAAACCUAAUAAAGAAAACCAAUUAUCUGUGAUAUGCAGAAUGGGGCACAGUUUUUCCAACCUCUUCCCCAACAAAAAAAAUGUUGAGUCGCUAUUGAAUCCCAGUUGUGCAGCAAAAAGUGAUGCUCUCAACACAUAGAUCUAAAGAAAAAUGAUCCUUAUGCCUUAAUGCAUUUAUCAUGCUGGAAAUAAGGGACUUCAAUCAAAGAAAUCAUUUACAAUAGAAUUUUCAGCUACCCCAAGCUUACACCCCCAUAUGAACAGCUUUCAUGCUCAAAAUACUUGCUACAUUGUUGCAAACAAUGGUGACAUAAGCAUCCUUAAUGGCUCAAUAACAGCUUGUUUACUCUUCUGCUUUUGCAUCUCUGAUGAUCUAUUUCUUAUAACUUCUGGAAUAGGUAUAUGACCACAAAGCAUGACAUAUGCACAAUAGCACAAGAGAGAAAAUGCCAUGCCCAGAUUAGUAAGCCACUAAUGCCAAUAAGGUAGGACCCACACCUUUCUCCAAUUAGACAUAUGCAACUGAUGCUAUUUAAAUUGAACACAGGCAACUAAAGGGCCGAUUUCAAUUUGAUCCCUAACAGUUACUCAUAAGCACAGAAAAUGGCUCAAGAGAAUGCAUCUAAUCACUAAAUUUUAUCAUAUCAUUCUCCAACACAGAAGAGAACUAUGUUCAGUCCACCAUAAGAUUAUUAAGUAUCCUAGACCAAGCAAGUACCGAUGUCAAAAAAUUGAAAUAUCAACAUUUUUGGACCACUCGGAAUUCGAUCAUUUACACCUUAUCAAAUCCCACACAUUCGCAACAUUUCCCCCAUUAAUUGCAUCCAGAGCUGAUUACUAUUUAACUUACACUGCAACAUCUAAUAUACAUCAUAGAACUAAACCGACGAAAUUCAACAAUGAAAAACAUAACAAAAUAAACAACGCAAGUCAAACUUAACAAACAUAAUACGUAAUUGCGCCAAAAUUAAUGACAUUAAUUUAAAAUCUCAUUUCAAAAAUAAAUCCAAACAACCCAAGAUAAUAGUAUAACAGAAUCGUCAUUCAGAUCCCAAAAAUAAAGAAAAAAACAAACCCUGACCUAGGCGGUGAG